Peronospora belbahrii is the source of this 1647-nucleotide messenger RNA. The record is from the annotation of a GenBank genome assembly. Lineage: Eukaryota; Oomycota; Peronosporomycetes; Peronosporales; Peronosporaceae.
AUGACGUCCGUCCAAGGUUCCCAAGCAGUGGAGACGUAUUUGCGUAACUUUGUAGGUGAGACGGCCCAUUAUAAGGAAAUUCUUGAGAUUACACUGUGCUACGGAGUGCAAUGUUUAUCAAGGACUUGUUCACUGAAAGGUAUCAGUUGUGACAAAUUACGUAUCAUUACAGAAUAUGAUACAGUAAAGAAACAAGACUUUUAUGUAUACAAUGAAUCUCAAUGUAAUGACAAGGAAGGAGGAAGGAGGCAGCAAUGGAUGCCGUUGGAAGUAAAGACCAAGCCUUCACACGCGUGGAGAGAUGGAGAAGUGGAAAUGCCAGAAUUUUGUGGCAUUUUGGCUGUAGCAUCUUCACAUUGUUUUACUGCAGAUCCGAAAUCUGCAAAUGACGCGAUGUUGUACUCUCUAUCGCCAUCGUUUGAUGAGAUUGCUUACCUUACUAAAUUGUUGGGCAAGUCCUUUGUGGACGUGAUGUGGAAGAGAUUUGAAGAAAGAAAGGGGUCACAGAUUACUACAAGAGAAGCGAUUGAUGAAGAGUUUCAUGAAAUUGAUCAGAGGAAGACAGUGGCGACAUUACUGCCGCUAGAAAUGCCAAUUACAUCGUUCACAGAGUUUUUGGGCACGUAUGUGACGGAGUGCGUGCGUCAGCGGACGAGAUCUGCGGACAAUAGUGAGAGUGAUAAUGGUGAGGGUGUUGCUCUCAAUGACGAACAGGAGAAUACUGACGCUCGAGGAGGUGUGUUUGUGGACAAACCAAGCCCCUCUUUUGUCACAAGUAGACGACGAAAUGCUAGUACUCCAAGCAUUGGGAUAGCCAACACACAUUCACAUGUCGAUCCUAUUCAGAAAAAUCAUCCUCUACUACGUCAGCUGCAGCCACACCAAGUUACUUGCUCGCUCCAGCAUGUUCAGUCGAAGAUCCAGCCUGAAUUACAAACCCGGCGACAGAAACCUUUGCGAGUGAAGAGAACACAGUCACAGAGAAUGACCCGGGACAGCCUAGCGAGUGCUCGGUUGGCUGAGUACGACGCCAGGCGUGAGCUGCAGAACGUGCGUGAUGGGCGCCUUGCUUCCAAGAUGUUUGUACGUAAUAUAACGACGGGAGCCGCUGCGUUAGAAAUCGUGGACGGCUUUAUGAAGAGUCCUCUUAUGGACACGUUUGGUCGUGGAGAUAUGUUCGUGUCAGGUAGAACCACGCAGACAACUGAUCCCACCCAGCCAUGCUCAGCACAAAAAGACCCCUUGAAACAAGAAUUGUGCGGCGCAACACCAUUUGGUGACUCUUCUCUCGGGUGCGAGCCCGAAUUACGACAUCGAUCAGAAAUCCUACCAAAACAACGAAACUGCCAGGAAUGCCUGGAUGAUUUUGGGCCACUUCAUACGAAAAUUGUUCGGCCCAAGUGGAAUAAAGAGGAUGUUACAAAGUCUGAUUCGCGUACCAGAAAGAUCAAGUUUGAGUGGAAUUUUGAGCAUGUCCCUCGUGGAAAUUACGAGACUACUGAUUGCCCAAACGCAUGGACAAAGUUUGAAGAAGAAGCAAGUGAAGAAGGAAUUGCUCGAGAAAUUAAUCACUUUGUCGAUGACCUGGGCGAUACACUGAGUGAAAGCUCGGAUCUUGUAUUCCAAUGGCUUGAAGGCGCCGUCUGA